AUGCUGGUUGUAGACUGAGCCUUUUUUCCGUUCGUGGCCACAGUGGUGUUUGUAAACUGCUUUAGCCAAAACGAAUAUUUUCCCUUUAGUUCUUUUGUAGCUGAGCACAGUUCACAGCGCUGUGAAGGGCAGAAUUAUUCAUGCACGAUCUGGAAUCUGUCCGUGGCUGUAAACUGGACGUUGUAAAUAGUUUAUUUUCGCUGCCUGGGUAACAGCGGUCCGCUGCUGCUGUGUAGCUUCAGCCACUCUGUGUUACUGCAGCAGACUGAGAGAGAGAGAGACAGAGACAGACACAGCGAGAGAGAGAGAGAGAGAGAGAGAGAGAGAGACAGACACAGCGAGAGAGAGAGAGAGACAGACAGACACAGCGAGCGAGAGAAAGAGCGGCAUGCCGCCUGCUGCGGCCGAGCACGUAAAGGCUCAACGCUGACGGACUCCGCACCUGUGAACCUACGUGUGAGGUAGCCAGCGUCAUAGAGCUGAAGAUCAUUUCCUAAGAAAAGCAAUGGCGUUCAGGAGAGAUAGGAACAUCCGAGAGAUGUAUGAGGAGCGUUUCCAUCCAGAAAGAGCUGCCCCAUAUCAAAGAGGAGUUGGUGGGGAAAGAAGACCCGGUUUCGGACGUCCUGAUGACGACUAUGGUCGAGGCUUUGACGGCCCUCGCUUUUACCCAAAUGGUGCUCCCCGAAACUACCAUGGUGAAGAUCAGAGGGGUUAUCAUGGUGACAGCCAUCAUUCAUUCAGUAAUGAACCUAGAGGUGGCCCACCUGGUCGGAGGCAGGAUGACUACCCGUAUUACAGAGGGCCCAGAGAGGAGCCUCAUUCCGGACGCCAAGUGGAUUUCAGAGGCAGUAGUCGAGUGGGUCCUCCUCCCAGCACUCGAGUACAGGGCUCUUACCCUGCUCCCAGAUCCCUGUCAGCUCUGGGCCCUGACCCAGGAGACGACACACUAAUACAGGCCAUUAUGAACCUGGACCGUGGGGAGGAGAGGGAAGGUCUACGGCGUAAAGCGCCCUUUCCACCAGUGCGGGACCGCUCCCCUGUCCGGCGGGAUGUCCCCCCUUCCCCUCACAGCCGCUCUGGAUCCAGCAUCAGCAGCCGUAGCUACUCCCCUGACAGGGGCAAGACCCACCAGUACCAGCCUCCUCAGGGAAAAAGUAUGGAUUUUCCUCAUAAUCAUCCAGUCUUUCCAAAGGAGAGUGCUCAGUGGUGGGGAUUUCCCUGCACUCAAACCAAAGACUAUGCAGGGGGGUUUGAAGAACCGUAUGGCCCAAGCAGAAGUGCUGACAGGGACAGAGCCCCAGGGCCCUCGGUGAGCGCAUCCCGAGAUGGAUCACCCCACAGCUCUGUGUCAGCCUCCAAGGAGGAGAUACCAGUGAUGGAGGGUCCGACAGAUGAACCAUUGGCUGCUACGGAUGAAGGUUCCACAAUUAUGGAUGACUUCCAUGAGCGGCGAUCUCAGGCCAUCGCAGCCAAAGCUCGGGAAAUCGAGAAGGUAUAUCGUCAGGACUGUGAGACAUUUGGGAUGGUGGUGAAGAUGCUAGUUGCCAAGGAGCCUAGUCUGGAGAAGCACCUGCAGACCCCUCUGAAAGAGAACUUGAGUGAGAUCCGCGAGCGGUGUCUCGAGGACCUGCGGCACUUCAUCUCUGAACUGGACGAGGUUGUACGGCAGCCAGAACCCACUGCUUGAUGUGAAUGCUGGAGCGAGGACCUUCAGGACUGUAGUCUGGAGGUUUGGGACUCUGUGAGAGCGAGAUGUUAUCUUCCCUGUUCAUCACAAAAAAAGGUUGACUGUUGAACUUCAGUGAUGAAUCCAGGGUCAACAUAAAACUAGUCUUCUAAGAGGACCGCCGAGAGAGUAUGAAAAAGAAAAAAAAACAACAGGCAAGACUUGAUGUGUCUGAAACUGACAGUAAGAAUUAAUGUUUACUUUAUACAUACAGUUUGUGUCGUAAGGGUCAAUUUUUGGUCUUUUCAUUUUGAUAUUAAACCUCAAUAGUACUGACUGAGUAUUCAUUCAGAAGGUUGCACAGGCAGUUCUGGCAGAUAUUUUCUGGAAUAAUCAUUGUUACAUUUUUUGAAGCAGAGAUCCUGGGGUGCUUUGUGCCAUUUUUGCAGCGCCACCACGUCUGAAUAUACUGGUACAUAAAUUUAAAAUACUUUGUGUCAUUUUCAAAUGUUCAAAAUUUGUUGCUGGUGUAUUAAAAUGUUUUGUUUGUUGCUUUUUGUCAGUGCUAUCAUUUAUUUCUGUGAUUAAAUAAAAAAUAAAGAUGUAUGCAAACAUAGCAGUCAAGUAGUCCUUCGCAAUCCACUAGAAUGAUACAACCGGUGAUAGUAA
Molecule: messenger RNA, 2335 nt
Organism: Colossoma macropomum (tambaqui)
Lineage: Eukaryota; Metazoa; Chordata; Actinopteri; Characiformes; Serrasalmidae
Gene: pphln1
Product: periphilin 1
Exons: 12
Coding region: 506-1687 (393 amino acids)
Biological process (GO): protein localization to heterochromatin; negative regulation of gene expression, epigenetic; negative regulation of DNA-templated transcription
Cellular component (GO): nucleoplasm
Source: RefSeq, a predicted model, not a curated record